This is a messenger RNA of Miscanthus lutarioriparius, 510 nucleotides long. NCBI's taxonomy places the organism in Eukaryota, Viridiplantae, Streptophyta, Magnoliopsida, Poales, Poaceae. The record is from the annotation of a GenBank genome assembly.
AUGGCGGCGGUGCACGGCAUGGAGCCCGGCGUGGAGCACUACGGGUCCCUGGUGGACGUCCUGGGCCGCGCUGGGCUGCUGGCGGAGGCCAUGGAGGCCGUGCGAUCGAUGCCGAUGAGGCCUGAUUCGUACGUGUUGGGCGCGCUGCUGAAUGCUUGCGCGGCGCACGGCGACGUGGAGGCCGGGGAGCAGGUGGUGCGGUGGCUGGCGGAGCUGGGGCUGGACCACAGCGGGGUGCACGUGCAGCUGUCCAACAUGUACGCCGGGUGGAGCAAGUGGGAGGAGGUGCUCAAGGUCCGCCGGAACAUGGAGGACAGGAAGGUGGCCAAGGUGCCCGGGUGCAGCAUGCUGGAGGUGGAUGGCGUGGCUUGCGAGUUUGUGGCCGGCGACCGCUCGCAUCCGCGGACGCGGGAGGUCAUGUCAGCUAUUAGAGACCUCCACGGGCAGCUCCGGCAGUUGGACCACGACUGUUGUUACCUCACCAUGGAAAUGGAGCUCCAGCUUAGCUAA